Molecule: messenger RNA, 422 nt
Organism: Colossoma macropomum (tambaqui)
Lineage: Eukaryota; Metazoa; Chordata; Actinopteri; Characiformes; Serrasalmidae
Gene: uqcrq
Product: cytochrome b-c1 complex subunit 8
Exons: 3
Coding region: 119-367 (82 amino acids)
Biological process (GO): mitochondrial electron transport, ubiquinol to cytochrome c
Source: RefSeq, a predicted model, not a curated record
UGUGCUCUGUGACCGACACCUAAAAAAACAUUAAGGAACCGGAUAUUGCGUGCCUAUUCGGAUAGACAUUUGCAACGCGCAAGAAAGGGGUCGUUUAGCAGUAAGGUCUCUUGACAAAAUGGGUCGCCACUUUGGAGAUUUGGCCAAGAUAAGACACAUAAUCACUUACAGCAUCUCCCCCUUUGAGCAAAGGGCCUUCCCCAACUACUUUUCAAAGGGAAUUCCCAACGUUUGGAGACGAUUCACAGCAUCCAUCUUCAAGAUUGCACCGCCCAUGAUUUUGAUGUACCUCACCUACACUUGGGGCAAUCAUAUUCAUGAGCAGAGCAAGAGGAAGAACAUUACAGACUUGGAAAAUGAGAAGUGAAGCCUGUCAAUGUUCAGUGUUUGUCUAUAUCAAUAAAGAAAAUAAUUAAACCAUU